Messenger RNA from Raphanus sativus (radish), 2069 nucleotides. RefSeq names its product glutathione S-transferase T3-like. The record is from RefSeq and is a predicted model, not a curated record. The transcript is spliced from 2 exons. Lineage: Eukaryota; Viridiplantae; Streptophyta; Magnoliopsida; Brassicales; Brassicaceae. The coding region runs from base 1013 to 1912 and encodes 299 amino acids.
GACCAACAUUAACGGUGGUUCUAAAGUAUGUCCUUAGCGUUAAAGUGAUUAAAAAUAAAUGCAAUUAAUCGGUAAAUUAGUGCGACGUCCUUAGCGUAGAUACAUUUGAGCGCGUCCUUACGUGCAACGUGUCGUAUCCGGAGUGGCCGAUGAGCUUUCGUGAGGGGAGUCUGAAAAAUGGAUCGACAUUUUCAUUUCUUGGUCUGUUUCGUUCUCAACGAGGGCGAUUGAAAAGGCGAUUUCGACGGAUAUCCUCAUCUCGUCUCUGCCGGUUCUCUCGACGGAUCUCUCGACGGAUAUCCUCAUCUCGUCUCUGCCGGUUCUCUCGGUGGUUCUCUCGACGGUUCUCUCGACGGAUCUCUCGGUGGUUCAAGCGACGGUUCAGUCGGCGGUUCAAUCGACGGUUCACUCGGCGGUUCUCCUCUCUCUUCUCUGCGAUUCGAAAGUUAAAGGGUGAGGUGAGGCGAGGAUCAUCUACAACCCUAUUUCAAAGCUGCUGAGGCGAGGAUCAUCUACAAUAAGACAGACAACCAAACCAUUUCGUCCAGAGCUCUAGGUAAUUAACUUUCUAUUCAGGUCCCAAGUGAUGUAGUUGGUAUAUAAGUCGUGUAGGCAUGUAGUUAUGUAGUUAAUCUCUAGUUUGAUUGCAACCAAAGCGUUUAGACUUGAACUCGUUAACUUGAAAUUUGUCUCUAGUUUGAUUGGAACCAAAGCGUUUAGACUUGAAGUAAUGUGUAUUAACUGAGUUGAAGUUAAUGUCUCUUGGUAGUUAUAUGUCAUGUUAUGGCUGUGUAAUGUGUAUUAACUGAGUUGUACUUUUGUAGUUAGGUCAUUAUGAUUGUCUUAGUUAAUUUUUUCUUUCACUCUUCUCUGCUUUAACUCACUCAUCUCCCUUCUUAAUGCUAUUUAACCAUCUUGCCAGAAACGAUUUUAUCACCAUCAUCUUCUUUCUCUCUUCUCUUCUUUCGUUCAGUCCUCUCUCUUCUUUAUUCUCCUUUCACAUCUCUCUUCUAUGGAUCCAAGGACACCGUAUAGCCAGUCUGCUGGUUAUAUGGGCCUUCUUCAAAGUCAAGAAGGAAGUCUUCAUCAUGACAACUCUCCUUAUGAGAGUUAUCAUUCUGGAUCUUCGCAGAUCCCUCUGUUCAGUUCACAACAAAGCGAGGCUCCAACUCCACCUACAGACAGUCCCGUGGAGCGUGCAAAGAGACAUAAAUGGACCCCAGUGGAGGACGAGAUGCUGAUCAGUGCCUGGUUAAACACUUCUAAAGACCCUAUUACCAGCAAUUACCAAAAGUCGGGGACAUUCUGGAAACGAGUAGGGGAUAGUUUCUUCGAAGCUCUGAAUGGUGGACCUGGUGGUGACACAUCCGCGCAUCGGAAUUACAAGCAGAGGUGGCACAAAAUAAAUGAUCUUGUCAACAAGUUUUGUGGUGCAUAUGCGGCUGCGGAGAGAAGAAUUACUAGUGGUCAGCAUGAGAAUGAUGUUCUGAAGGUGGCCCACGACAUAUACUUCGCUGAUCAGGGCUAUAAAUUCACACUUGAACAUGCGUGGUGCGUGUUGAGGUAUGAGCAGAAAUGGGUUAACCUCAACCCCACUAAAUCUUCUGGAGGUUCUAAGAGGAAGGCAGAUUCAGAAACUUCAACCACAAGUGAAAGUGUAAAGGCUGGUGAGGAUGCUCAGACAAGACCUGAAGGUGUAAAGGCUGCAAAAGCAAGACGCAGUGCAAUGGGUAAGGGGAAGUCUGUUGCUGACUAUACAGCGGUUUGGGAGAUGAGGAAGGAAGAUUUGGAGAAGAAAGAAAAACUGACAAAGUUUGCCAUCUUAGACAGUCUGAUAGCCAAAUCCAAAACCACCACACUCACUCAGGCUGAAGAAGUAGCCAAAGAGAAGCUCCUCGCGGAGUAUUUCUAGAUAUUAAGUUGUUUGGUUCGUUUGUAUGCUUUUUAUGUGAUCGGUCUCUAUAUUAAGUUGUAUGUUUUGUUUGUAUGCUUCCUGGUUGUUUUUAAUUAAGCAUAGGUUUGUAUCAUUAAUCAUAAGUUUGUAUGUUUUUAACGUUAUCAUAAGUUUG